Messenger RNA from Bactrocera tryoni, 1782 nucleotides. RefSeq lists its product as uncharacterized. The record is from RefSeq and is a predicted model, not a curated record. The transcript has 7 exons. Bases 160 to 1782 code for a protein of 540 amino acids. NCBI's taxonomy places the organism in Eukaryota, Metazoa, Arthropoda, Insecta, Diptera, Tephritidae. Gene Ontology annotation, molecular function: zinc ion binding; ubiquitin-protein transferase activity. Gene Ontology annotation, biological process: protein ubiquitination.
CAAAAAGUAUUGUGACUGAAUUGUAAUUUUGAAGCAAAAUUGUUCGUAAAUUAUCUAAGAAAAUCAUAUAAAAAUCGCAUACUAACAGGAAGCGUUCCAUCUCCUGCCAGCAACAAACGAAAGCGGAUAACAAGAUCAAGCCAAAAGGAAUAGAAGAGAAUGGAUGCUGAGAAUACUAAAGAAGUCAACGACGACAGGGGCAGCACUCACGAUGCGCCUGCAGAUGCGAAGAAGCAGCUGAACCUACAAAGACUCGCCGUGCUGGCAGCCGAAGCCGCUGCCAAAUUGAAAGCGGUGCCAGACAUGAGCAAGGACACCAAAUCUACCUUCACGACAACAACAACAACAGCGCCCAUUGAGCUCGUGGCAAUAGCCAAACAGACAGCCUUAAAUCUGCUUGGCCGCGAGUGUAGCGAUAAACCGCUUAGCCAAAAAUCUGAUGACUCCGACUGUACGCUACAGUCCGAUCAAUCGGAAAAUAAUGCAUUGAAGGCGCUCGCGCCACCAGCGACCGAUGAGAAAACAUUUGUCGCCAAUCAGACACUUGACCGCAUACUGCUGGCGCACUCGGAACAAACGAUAACGACCGCGCAUGUGGAGCUCGACUGCCAUUCGAGUCAGCGUAUUGCCCACGAGCUAGUGCUGCAGGCCGGUAGCGGCUGCAUCAAGCAGAAGAGCUUAACGGCACUUCGGGAUGGCGCCAUUAUGACAGGUGCGGAAGGCAGUGAGUCAGCAGCGGUUGGCAAUGCAGAAGGCGCGCCACAGACUACACCCACAGGUUCCGUGCGCUCGAUCGGUUCGCUGGUUUGUCGCAUUUGUCACAACUCUGAAGAUCCCGAGAGAUUAGUUUCGCCGUGUUUGUGCAAGGGAUCGCUGACAUAUGUGCACAUCCACUGCCUGGAGCGCUGGAUUAGCACCUCGAGGAGCACCGUCUGCGAGCUUUGCCAGUUCCAGUACAACACCGUGCAGACGCUGAGAUACACGUGCUUUCAAUCGCUGCGAAUGUGGUAUUCCCGCUCAAUGAGCCGCCGUGCAUUGCAGGAGGAUUGCCAAAUGUUCUCGCUGCUCACGCUGGUCGCCUUCGGCAUAAUCGGAACUCUACUCGUUGGCAUACAAUACUAUUUCUUGCAGGGGCAAUCCUGGCUUUUGAGUCGCAUGUGGACCAAGGGCUGGCUGAUAUUCUUCCUAUUCACAACGCUGACGAUUUACUUCAUAAAUAUUUAUAUGAUCCUCAAGUCGCAGUUGAGCCCCUGGUAUAUGUGGUGGCAAUCGGCCCGUGACAUCAAACUAAUAUUGGAAAACCGCAGACCCUUCCAAUUUCGCCCGAAUCGACGGCUGCAGAACCAACUGCUCGCACAGGAGCUCUCCGAUAUGGCUGACAUGGCACAACAACAACAACAUCAGGCAUCAACAACUGCCAUUGCACCGCAAGCCUCAGAAACACACGCGCCGCAGCAGCCCUACCACGCAAGCCCACCCAUACCUCCAACCUUUGCUGCCAUCAGUAUACCACCGGUUCAUAUCGGCAAUGCACAGGAGAGCGUUGAGCUGCCGGUAUCUCUAAGCGGCAUUGAGUUGCAACGCAGCGGCGACAAUGGCAACUUUGGGGCCGACGAUGUUGACACAUUGAGUUGUUGCGGCAAAGCACCACGGGCAAUGGCCAGCUGCAAGGGGGCAGCCGUGGCUGCAGCUGUGGCCUUCCACUGCAAUAAACUGACAACGUGUGCCACAAUUGAGAUUCCGCUCGAGGGUUGCCUCUACGAAUUCGAAACGAUGCUUUAG